This is a messenger RNA of Adineta ricciae, 1836 nucleotides long. Lineage: Eukaryota; Metazoa; Rotifera; Eurotatoria; Adinetida; Adinetidae. The record is from the annotation of a GenBank genome assembly.
AUGUCUUUCGUGAAACAAGAAGAUCCUGAUUUCUACAUGGAUCCAAAUAAUGUUUCGUCAUCGAAUUUGGGUAAUGGCAAUAAUGCUGAAUAUAAUCAUCCGUCAACUCAAAGUACAAUAACAGCAUUUCUAGCAAAACUAUGGGCACUCGUCAAUGAUCCGUUAUGUGAUGACCUUAUUACUUGGGAUGUGUCAGGUGCUUCGUUUCAUGUUUAUGACCAAUCAAGAUUCUCUCGUGAAAUUCUACCAAGAUAUUUUAAACAUAAUAAUUUUGCAUCUUUUAUACGUCAAUUAAAUAUGUAUGGUUUCAGAAAAAUCUCCAAUAUUGAACACGGCUCGUUAAAAAAUGAGAGAGACGACAUUGAAUUUGCACAUCCACAUUUCGUUCGAGGACAAGAAUCACUUUUAGAAUUGAUUAAAAGACGUGCACCGGAUCCACACCAAAAAAGUGGUAUACAUGGAGGUGGUACACCAUCUGCGCUCGUCUCGGUUGAUUAUCUUGACUCCAAGUCAGGUCGUUCUAUAGAAUAUGGACGACUACUUGACGAUGUUCGAAAUCUGCAAUCAAAACAAACGUCGUUGAGUGAUAAAUUAUCUUGCAUGCAAAGUGAAAACCAAGCAUUAUGGGGCGAAAUCGGUUCGUUACGACAAAAACAUGCAAAACAACAACAAAUUGUUUCCAAAUUAAUGGAAUUCCUUUUACAUUUUAUCUCAUCACAGUCGGGCCACCAUCAGGAUCAAUCGGUUGCACAACAACAACUACCCAAAGAAGGUCUUAUUGCCAAUUCUGGUCAUCCAGACGGAACACAAAGUCAACAUCAUGCGAAUAAUGCUCCAUUAGAUUUCAAUGAACAAGGUUUGUCACCAGCUUCUCUCAAACGAAAACACGUUGCACUUAUGCACAAUGACGAGCCGCACAAACGAAUGCAUACCGAACAGCAACAACACCCAAAUGCUGGACAUUCGACUAAUCUUGGUCGUCAACAAAGUGUAACAAUCAAUGAAUUGACAGAUAGCGAUGCAAGUGGUUGGCAUCCUACAACGAAUUCUUCACCAGUAAUUGAUCUGGUUCCAUCACCACCGCCAUCAAUAAACGAUGCAGAUGAUAAUUAUCAAUGGUCGUCAGGAGCAAAUGAUUCAAAACAGAAUGUACAACAAAAUGCAACAUUUCAACCCGUUGGCAAUGAAAACGAUGCCGGAAAUAUGUUCACACCAGAUUUCUAUUUGAGAGCAGAUAAUAAAUCUAAUGUACAUCCAACUAAUCAACAAGCCGAUGGAGCCAAGUCAGCAGGCACCAAAGCGUCUCAAAUCAAUCCCAUAUCAUUGAAAGAAGAACUAAUCGAACAACCGAAUGUAUAUCAACAAGCAGACCAACAACAGCAUAAGCCAGGUCUCCCAAUGGGACAAUUAAGUUUCUCGCUGGAUGACAUCACAGGUGAUGUUGAUCAUAUUCAAUCAUCAUUGGACAACAUUCGUGAUCUCAUGUUCGAACAUUUACCCGAUGGUAGCUCAAUUGAAGACCUGUUUGCCGGAGAAAAUGAUCUACUCCUACCUCUUCUUCACGAAACAACAACGAACGGUCAGACACCGAAUUUGCUUCUAGAAAAUACCAAAGAUCAGCGAUUAUCAACAGGUGACCAUAUAUCAAAUGAAAUCAACCAUCCAACAAAUUCACAAUCAGUUCCAAAUGUAAACAAUCAAUUGCUUGAACAAUUGAUGACUGAAAACGCGAAAAUUGAACAGCAACAAAAUACAAUCAAUCAAUUAGAACAACAGAAAACCUUGUUAGAAAAUAAGGUUCAUCUUCUCGAACAACAAACAAGAAAACACCGAUGA